Molecule: messenger RNA, 1492 nt
Organism: Galeopterus variegatus (Sunda flying lemur)
Lineage: Eukaryota; Metazoa; Chordata; Mammalia; Dermoptera; Cynocephalidae
Gene: DBNDD2
Product: dysbindin (dystrobrevin binding protein 1) domain containing 2
Exons: 4
Coding region: 551-1033 (160 amino acids)
Biological process (GO): negative regulation of protein kinase activity
Cellular component (GO): cytoplasm
Source: RefSeq, a predicted model, not a curated record
UACGCCAUUUUCAGAUGGGGAGACUGAACUAGAAAGAUUUCUGUAGGGCAGAUCUAGGUAUGGAGGUCAGGUUUGUGACUUCAGAGCAAGGGUUUGGAGUGAUGGUGGUAAUGGGGUGUGUGUGUGUAUGUGUGUGUGUGCGCGCGUUUGCAUGCGUGCACGUGCUUAAAGAGGGUAGAGGAGGCGUUACUUUAGCUUUUGUCUGGGUUUUGAAGGAUGGGCAAGAACCAGAGUUGCAGCACUGGAGGAAAUGGACCCAACACGCCAAGAUCCCUAUCCUGUUCUCCUCCCUGGCCUUCAGAGGGGAGCCAGGUCUAUUAAGUAGAGAAAGUGCCUCCUCCAUUUGUGCUGGACCAGCCCUUCCAAUCCUUCUCAGAAGGGAAUGAUACUGAGAGACUUGGUCAUUGGCUGCGUUCCCUGAAUACAGAGGAUCUCUUUUGCUGUGCCUGGAACUGGCAUCCCCUUUGUGGUGUUAGGGCCAGCCCUGCCUCUGCAUGAGACUUGAAGUUUGUGGGAUGAACUUGGUUUCAGGGAAGCGGAAAGAGCUGUAAUGGACCCAAAUCCUCGGGCAGCCCUGGAGCGCCAGCAGCUCCGCCUUCGGGAGCGGCAGAAAUUCUUUGAAGACAUUUUACAGCCAGAGACAGAGUUUGUCUUCCCUCUGUCCCACCUGCAUCUUGAGUCACAGAGACCCCCCAUAGGUAGUAUCUCAUCUAUGGAAGUGAAUGUGGACACGCUGGAGCAAGUAGAACUUAUUGACCUUGGGGAUCAGGAUGGAGCAGAUGUGUUCUUGCCUUGCGAAGAUCCUCCACCAACCCCCCAGACAUCUGGGGUGGAUGACUAUCCAGAGGAUCUGAGCCUGCCAGUGCCCACGUCAGACAGGACCACGUCCAGGACCUCCUCCUCGUCCUCUGACUCUUCCACCAACCUGCACAGCCCAAAUCCAAGUGAUGAUGGAGCAGAUACGCCCUUGGCACAGUCCGAUGAGGAGGAGGAUGGGGGUGAUGGAGGGGCAGAGCCUGAAGCCUGCAGCUAGCAGUGGGCCCCUACCUACAGACUGACCAAGCUGGCUAUUCACCAUGUGAUAUCCUAGGCCCAGCCAGAGCCCUCUGGGAGAAGACCAGACUCUUUACUUGCAGUAGGCACCAGAGAGAAGGAAGGAUGGCGGCGUGGUGUAUCUCUCCCAGAAUUAACCCUCUCCUGCUUUACUACUAACCUUUUCCUGCUGCAACCCUCCCACCAGUUUUUGGCUUACUUCUGAGGUAGGACUUGCAAGUGAGGAGAUGGAAGAUGAGGUAGGACAAGAUGCCACUGCUUUUCUUAGCACUCCUUCUUCUCCCUAACCAUCCUGUAGUCUUCAAAUAGAGUCUCCCAAAUCGGUGUCUCUAAAUGGACGUGACUCCUUAGCACUCCAAGUGAGCCAUCCUGCCUCCUUUACAUCCUUUUUGGAACAGGGCAUGGUAUAAAUAAUAAAUAAAUAAUAAUAUACCAACCA